Molecule: messenger RNA, 4361 nt
Organism: Acaromyces ingoldii
Lineage: Eukaryota; Fungi; Basidiomycota; Exobasidiomycetes; Exobasidiales; Cryptobasidiaceae
Product: acetyl-CoA synthetase-like protein
Exons: 4
Coding region: 1-4326 (1441 amino acids)
Source: RefSeq, a predicted model, not a curated record
AUGGAGCGACAAACCGAUAUCGGCGUUGACGGGGGCGCUUCUGGCAAGGGCACACCGACGAGAGGUGUGAUUGCUGAUGCACAAAGGGGAAGCGCUUUAGCAGAAGCCAGCUCAAGCGAGAGCGAGCUGACGGUGAAGCACCCGGAGGAACACGACGACAAUGACGACGACGACAACGACGGCAGCAAAUUUGACCGUCGAUCAGGCGAAGGACGCAGGGAAAAAGGCGACAGGCAGAAAGAAGACGGAGGGGAAGAAGGGCCCUCAGCAUUUCUCCUCUCGUCGCUCCUCUCUUGGUCGGCUCUUCACAAUCGACAUCAUCCCUUUCGUCGCGACCUCUAUCACCUCCGACCGGCUCCUUCCUUCCCAUCAUCUUCGUCGUCGUCCUCGUCACGUUUAGGUACAGAGACGGAGGCAGCGCCAGUAAAAUCCGAUUCGCUCGAGGUAGGCAGCCUGCUUAGCUCGGCGCAGCUGACAUGGAAAACGACAACGUUUGGUGCAUUUGAGCGCCUAGUCGAUGGGGCCAUGCGCUGGCUUGGCCUUCUGCGUAUCGGUCGACGUCACACAAGCGCUGAAGCGUCACACCGUGGCCUCGUCGUACUCAUGCUCGCGUCCAACGAUGUCGUCUCGACCGCAAUCUCCUUUGGCCUCAUCAAAGCGCAACUGCCAGUCUUUCCCAUUGCAGCGGCUGAGCUGACGACAGACAUCGUAGUGAAGAUGCUGGACAAUGCACGCAUCGGACUGAGAGUCGUCGAAGACGAGAGAGACGAGGCCGAAGGUCAAAAAGAACGAGUCGUGGCCGUGCUGUACAGUGCAAUGUACACGAAGCAGGCCAAUGCGCUUCGGGAGAGGUGGUAUGCCGACAAGAUCACGUUUCAGCCUCUCUUGUCCUUCAAAGAGCUCGAAAAGGAGUCGCAGCAGGAUUCGACAGCUCCCCUUUCCCAAAUCAAGAAAGAAGAUGUCGAUGUCGAUUCGACCUGUUUGUUGCUCCACUCCAGCGGGAGCGACAGGAGCGUGCCCGUCGUCUGUCGAUAUACGCACAGAACCAUCGUGGGCGCAGCCAAGAUGACACGCGACGAAGAAUACACCUGGCUUCCCAACAGCUGUGGCGAGACAAUCCUCGUCGAUGCACCUCUACACACAGUGCUCGGGUGGACGAUGGGACCUCUUGCCGCGCUGUCGGGAGGCCGAGUGCCUGCAUACAUCCCUACCGGCCCAACGCCACGGUCCAAGGUGGUCGUCGACCUCGCCCAAUCCUGCCAUGCUAGCCAAGCACUUUUGACCACGAAGCAGCUCGAAGAGCUUCAUCGCAAGCCGGAAUCGGUCAGGAUCUUGGCAUCACUACGCUGCGUGUGGUAUUCUGGUGCCAAGCUCGCUUUGGGGGCCAAGAUGCGCCUCGAGCAGGCCGGCGUGAGGCUCCUCUCCAUGUACUACGUCACAGAGGCAGGUCCAUUGGGUAUGACGCACCAGACGCCAAAGCCAGGCACCGAGCCCUGCUCGGGCGAAUGGAUCACGCUGAGGAGCGACCUCGAAUUCUUUCUCGACUCCGUGGGAAAGGACGCAGAGGGGAAGAAACUGCACGAGAUUGUCGUCCUGGACACGCCUGGCAUGAAGCUCAAUAUUGACGAUCGCUUCGGCGUCUUUCGGACGGGAGAUCUAUGCGAAAUCAUGCCGUCGUCUUGCAAAGAAGAAGAUGAACAACAGCCUCUCCUCACCGUCAAGAUUCGAGGCAAAAAAGAGGGACUGCUGAUCCUCACAACGGGCGAGUCGAUUCAGUGCGCACCAUUUGAGCAUUGCGUCGAGCGGCAUCCGCUGGUCAAGCACUGUAUCUUGUUCGGACACCUGCGAGAGCUCGUAGGAGUGCUAAUCGAGCUGGAGUCGAGCGCCGACGGAAGAGACGAAGAUGUGAUGCAGAGCCUCUACCCCACGAUUGACGCACUCAACAACGUCAUGCCCACGUACGCCCGGGUAUUCUUCCCCGACAUGAUUGUCCUAACCGAUUCCUCCCGGCCUCUCCCGCUCACACCGAGAGGAAGCGUCUGCCGGAGCGAUGCGCUGGACCUCUACCAGGCCGAAAUUCGCAACGUGUACGGGACCGUCUUGGGGGCCGCCACUGCCAAUGCGCGCAUGGUCGACGGGACUGUCAACGGUGGAACAGCGGCAGGAGGUCACGAGGCGACACCGUUAGCUGCGUUGAGCCACACCGAGAUCAUGCGCUUUGUUUGCGAGACCGUUCUGGCCUACAUAGAGCCAAAGUCAUGCCUCUCGCCGAAUAUGUCGCUGCUUGAGCUGGGGUUGGAUUCUCUGCGCGCCUCGCUGAUCCGCGCAGCGCUCGUUAAAGGACUGGAGCACGCACUCGAGGCUGGCUUGGGAGGGCCACAGAGGUCGAUUUUCGAGCCCUCAAACCUGCCGUCGAGCUUCUGCUUCGAACAUCCGACGAUUGCGGGCCUCAGCACAGCCCUGGAGAGAUUCACGUUUGACGACGCUGGACAUGCGAGGGAGCAGGUGGCCCUCAUGAAACGAUGGGUCUCAAUGUACUCGCUCCGUGAGGUGAAGACGCCACUGAACGCUACCCGUUUGCAACAAGGCAAACCUACAAAGGGACUGAGGUCCAAUUCGCCUCUAGCCCAUGAUUCGUUUCUCAAGCUCAGCAUUGGCGGCACCAAGUUCGUCGGCGGGGCCAAGUCGCAGCAGGGAGGGAGCCGCCUCUCGACUGCUUCGAGCUUUCUCUUUGGUAGAAAGAGCAAAGCGACGGUGGUGACGACCGACGACGCGCUUACGGCCAGCGACACCAACAAGAGGCGAUCAUCGCUCUUCUCCAACGCGCAGGACCUGCUAUUCGCAAGCAAGAAGCGUGGAAGCAUCGAUGUGCUGUCUGAUGCAAAUAUCGAGACUUUGUCGUCUGGGAGCAAGGCUGGCCAGCGGCCAGCAGGGGCAGCAGGCACAGUGUUCGACAGAGUGUCGAGUAAGCUCGCCAGCGCAGCAACACUGCGCCGAAAAAGGCGAGCAAGCCGGGUCCUCCUCUUUGGAGGUUCGACAGGCGCGCUGGGGUGCGCCUUGGUCGAGACGCUCGUGCCGAGGUCGGACGUGUCCCGAGUUUGCAUCCUUGUCAGAAGAAAGGCUAAUGGAUGGAACGCUCAGCAGAGGCAAGUGGAGUGCAUGAAGGCCAAGUCUCUCCAUCAUGCGCCCGCGCUCGAUCCCAAGGUCGUCUAUCUCCUGGUCAACGGUCUCGAAGGCGCGUCGAACGAUGAGGAAGACGAGGAUGAAGUCGAGACAUUUGCACGGACAAACAAGGUAGACACCAUCAUUCACGGCGCCUGGAGGGUCAACUUUAGCCAGCCGCUAGCCGAAUUUGAGGGACUCAUUCGAAGCGUAACUAGGAGCAUCAACGUGGCGAGGCGAUGCGGCGCCAAGCUCGUCUUCAUCUCGUCCCUGGCCGCCGUCGCGAGGGCAGGAGAAUUGGAGGAAAGUAGCCUCGGCUACAACGGCGGCGAAGGAGGACCGAUCUCUUCAAAUCAGCCUCUGUACCUUGGAGAAGACGACUUGUGCCCGCUCGAGUGGGCCGCUGGAGGCUAUGGCGCGAGCAAGGCCGUCGCUGAGCGGCUCGUCUCGGGCGCCAUCAGGGCCGAUCCAUCCUUUCGCGGAUUCACGAUCCGACUCGGGCAGCUCAUGGGAGACAGUCGGACAGGCCGGUGGAACGCAAACGAAUGGGUUCCGAUUGUAUUGCGAUCUGCGGCUCACAUCGGAGCUUUCCCGUCACACGAGACCCUGGGUCCCGUUGAUUGGCUGGCCGUGGACCAAGCGGCGGAUAUCGUCGCGACUGUUGCGCUUAGCUCUCGCUUGCCUUCGCCGAGCGAGACAAACGUCGUAAAUGUGGCCCAUCUUCGAAAAAAGCCGUGGAGUGCGGCCGUCCAGGCCUUUUCCAAUCAUCUUCCACGACACGUCAAGAUUGUCACGCUGGACGAGUGGCUGGAGAAGCUCAAACAGGCCAUCGAGGAGGAACGUGAGCGCAUUCAGAGCGAGCAGGUCGCACGGGAUGCGGUGUCGGGGCUGAUGACGAGGGAGGAGGUGGAACGUGCGAUUCGCGCCAAGGUACCUGCCGUGGUCCUCGUCGGUCAGUUUGAGCAACUCGCGGGCCUGGUUCGAGCAACUACGCUCGACAUUGGCGAGGCCGCAAACGGGGUGUCGCUCGACGCGAGUGAAGGGCUGGGACACCGAAACGAGGGAGCGACACCAGGCCUGGCUGAGGGUAAGCUGGAGAGAGCGCGAGCUUUCGACUCUGACUUGGCGAAGCUCUUUCUCUCGAGACUCGCGCCCUCGCCUUGAGUAGGUGCGCUGAUGCUGCAGCUGCUGGUACCAUU